AAGAUUGAAGAUGAGGAUUUGGAUUCUAAUGAUUUUGAACAUGAGGCAUCACUUUUGAGCUCAAUUAGACAUCCACAUAUUGUAACAUUUUAUGGUAAUUUGGAUACCUUUAUUUAUGGCUUGAAAAAUCAUAAAAAGAAGAUUUCGUUCGUGCAAAAGAUUAGAAUACUUUCGAAUAUUGCUUCUGGAAUGUCCUAUCUCCAUGACCGUUGCAUCAUGCACAGAGAUUUGAAACCUGGAAAUAUUUUACUUUCGAAUGAAUUAACAGCAAAGAUUACAGACUUUGGCUUGUCAAAACUCUAUACUACGGAUAGUGGAAGCAUGACCAAGACUUGUACAGUUGGAACU
Molecule: messenger RNA, 348 nt
Organism: Naegleria gruberi
Lineage: Eukaryota; Heterolobosea; Eutetramitea; Acrasida; Naegleriidae
Exons: 2
Biological process (GO): protein phosphorylation
Molecular function (GO): ATP binding; protein tyrosine kinase activity
Source: RefSeq, a predicted model, not a curated record